Molecule: messenger RNA, 1592 nt
Organism: Pomacea canaliculata
Lineage: Eukaryota; Metazoa; Mollusca; Gastropoda; Architaenioglossa; Ampullariidae
Product: E3 ubiquitin-protein ligase MIB1-like
Exons: 9
Coding region: 419-1366 (315 amino acids)
Biological process (GO): protein ubiquitination
Cellular component (GO): cytoplasm
Molecular function (GO): metal ion binding; ubiquitin-protein transferase activity
Source: RefSeq, a predicted model, not a curated record
GGCGAAGGUCACCUGGGAACCAUUACUGAGUUGCUAAGCGACAGGAAAGUUCGUGUGCUGUGGGACAAGGGUCAGGAGAGCAUCUGCAGGGCAGGGGCUGACGGGAAGUUUGACCUCAGGAUAUUUGACACGGGUCAAAGCGGAGUACGGCAUUUAAUACAAAGUGUCAAGAAUGUGGGGAGGAGAACAUUUAUGGAGUUUGUGGAGAUGCAAAGAAUGUGCUGGAUAUGACCUUUGCUCUAAAUUGUUACUCGGAGGACAAGCACGACAUACGCCACAGAUUUUUACGAAUCGAUUCUUUCAAAAAGUGACGGGAAGGAGGUGAAACAGAGGAAAACAAGUGUAAGAUUUAGAGCGAUGGGUAUUUUCGAAAAGUCAAAGGUCACACGAGGGAAGCACUGGAUUUGGGAGGACCAGGAUGGCGGACGGGGUACCCAGGGUGAGGUGCAUGGCCUUCGAGAACGUGGCCCCGAGCUCCACGAGAAACCUGGUGCGGGUGGCCUGGCCCAACGGCGUCGUCAACAGUUAUCGUCUGGGUCUACAGGGUCAGGUGGACCUCACGUGCGUGGAGGAGGAAGUCGGACCUUUCUACUACAGGGAUCAUCUACAGCUCGUGGAUUCUUCCGGACUGCCUUUGCCGUUAGCACAAGUCGAAUCCUCCGCAUCCUCCUUGCCCACGACCAUCGUGUCACCUACUCCAACAGCUUCAGAAGCCGUUGUUACUACAUCCAUAUCCACCACCACCACCACCACCACCACCACCGCUAGUUUGUCGCAGACGUCUUCCAGCAGCGGAGCGAGCUGUGGCAGUGUCAGUUCUAAAGGGAGUUGUGAUGAAGCAAAAGUGUUUGCUGGAAAUGAAUUUUCCGGCGGAGAGAACUGUCGAAAAGCAGCCAUAGAGAGUGUUAUCGAAGAGGACGAGCUGUUGAUGGUUGGAGAUAAAGUUAUCAUCGGAGUCAAUGAGGAGAGACUAGCAAAACUCCAGCAGACGUUUGGCGGUUGUACCAAAGGAAUGAUUAGUCGCAUUGGGAUAGAAGGUGUGGUGACUGCUGUUCCCAGCCCACAGACGCCGGCAGUGAGUGUGAAGUACACAGAGAAACAGAGCUACAGGCUCAACCCUGCGGUCCUGGUGAAGAUUACUUCUUUCACUCAAGGCGAUGUCGUGCGCGUGCGGAGUGAUGCGCAACAGGUUCGGUUUCUAAACAAGAGCCUGGGGUGGAGCGAGACGAUGGAGAAGGUGUGUGGAAAGGUGGGACGCGUACGCGCAGUGGACAGCAGUUGUCACGUGACGGUGAGGCUUGGUAGCCAAGAGCUAAAGUUCCAUGCUAGGCUGCUUGAUGCCGGCACUCGGCGCACCACUGGAUGACGAGAAGUCGGAAGAGCAGUCCAAUGGAAACGCUGUGGGGAAACUUUUCAGAAACGUCCCUCGAGGAGGAGACAGCGACAGUGACUCAGACCUUUUAAUGCGCCUGCUGGGACUAACACUAGCAGGAGGAAGCGGGGACAGUGAUGGUGACCCCCGAGUCCGGCAGCUGUUCCUCAGCAUCCAGAGGAGAGACUCGGGAACCAUGAGACGAAUGAUCGAAACCGAC